This is a messenger RNA of Linepithema humile (Argentine ant), 1109 nucleotides long. It is a transcript of the gene Naxe, whose product is annotated as NAD(P)HX epimerase. Gene Ontology annotation, molecular function: NAD(P)HX epimerase activity. The record is from RefSeq and is a predicted model, not a curated record. Gene Ontology annotation, cellular component: mitochondrion. NCBI's taxonomy places the organism in Eukaryota, Metazoa, Arthropoda, Insecta, Hymenoptera, Formicidae.
CACACACACACACACACACACACACACACGCAUGUAAACUCUGGAAUCGAGCAAUUUCAAUGCAAGCUGAGUGCAUUUGUUGAUAAAUGCUACGACUCAUAUCACACAAAUUGCAAAGUGUUAAAGGAACAAAGCCUUUUCUAACCAAUAAAUUAUCCAUUCCGUUUGCGAGGAAGGAAUACAAUAAAAUGGUAAAAUAUUUAAAUCAAUUAGAAGCUAUAAACAUUGACAAAGAUUUAUUUGAGAAGUAUAAAUUCAGUGUUGAUCAACUAAUGGAGCUGGCUGGGCAAAGCUGUGCCAUUGCAGUUGCCAAGUCUUAUCCAUUAUUGGAAAAUUCUUCAAAUAAAGUAUUAGUAUGUUGUGGACCAGGCAAUAAUGGUGGUGACGGUCUUGUCUGUGCAAGACAUUUGAAGCAGUUUGGAUAUUCACCAGAAAUUUAUUAUCCAAAAAGGACAAGCAAUACAUUGUACGAAAGACUCUUGCAUCAAUGUAUGGAAAAUGAUAUUCCUAUUCUAGAAAAUCAAUAUAUAGAGAAAGCAAUGGAUUUGACAAUUUUACACAAAUAUACAAUCAUAAUAGAUGCUCUUCUUGGAUUUAGUUUCAAACCACCAGUGAGAGAACCAUUUGUCUGCAUUAUUAACAUGUUGAAAAAUACCACUAUUCCUAUUUGCAGUAUAGAUAUACCUUCUGGCUGGGAUGUCGAAAAUGGUCCAUCAGAGGAAGAUGCCAUAAAACCACAAAUGUUGAUAUCUUUAACAGCACCAAAGAUGUGUGCAUCUAAAUUUCAAGGAAGAUUUCAUUAUCUGGGUGGACGAUUUGUGCCUAAAAAGCUAGAAUCGCAAUAUAAUCUCAAUUUACCAAAAUAUGUAGGAACAGAUUUUGUUAUUCAACUGCUACAAUAAAUGCUCAUAGAGUAAUAUGUUCACAACUGUAUAUUACAAACUUAUAUAAUAAAUUUGUAUAUUCAAUAAUUCGAUUAUUUUGUAUCUGAUUAUCUCUUCUCCCUGCUUAUCUUGCUGGAAAACAAAAGAGAAAAAAAAAGAAAAAACUUAUCCCCUGUCAAGCCGUAUUAAGGCAUUUUGCUCGUGGUCUAAAAUGAGAUAAGUAUA